This is a messenger RNA of Gymnodraco acuticeps, 640 nucleotides long. RefSeq names its product cornifelin homolog B-like. The coding region runs from base 60 to 527 and encodes 155 amino acids. The record is from RefSeq and is a predicted model, not a curated record. NCBI's taxonomy places the organism in Eukaryota, Metazoa, Chordata, Actinopteri, Perciformes, Bathydraconidae. The transcript has 4 exons.
GUUUCCAGCUCCAUCAGGUUAAUUGUUCACUGUGGGUAGCUCAAUUUAUCCAACAUCCGAUGGGAGCCCCACCACCUGAGAAAGAGUGGAGCAGCGAUCUCUUUGACUGCUUUGAGGACCACGCUACAUGUUGCUACGGCUUCUGGUGUGGCCCUUGUCUGGCCUGCACUGUUACAGGACGGUUUGGUGAAAACCGUUUACUCCCAGUAUGUGACAUACUGAGCAUGUGCACAUCAGUAAUGUGUGGAAUUCCUGUCUAUGUGCCUCCAGCAGUCCUGUCUGUUAGGGUUGCCAUGCGAAACAGAUACCACAUCAAGGGUUCUCUCUGUGGAGACAUGUGUGUGUCCUGUUUGUGUCAGUGGUGCUCCUGGUGUCAGAUGCAUCGUGAGUUAAAACAUCGCAAUAAAACUCCUAAUGUCAUCGUUGUGCAAAGUCAACCCAUUAUACAAAUGCAGCCUGCUCCAAUGAUGAUGGUUGCUCAAGCUGGAUAUGUGACCCAACCAGGAGUCACCGUGAUAUCAAACUGAGCUCUGUGGACUCUCAUGUGUCCGUCUGCCUUGUGAAGGAAGUUCAGCUCAGGCUGCUGUCUGUUUUAUUAACAUCUAUAUAUCUAAGUGCAUGUUUAUCAAGUGUAAUUACA